AUGGCGACUGACAAAAGAUGGUCUCUCGCCGGAAAAACAUCUCUGGUAACCGGCGGUACUCGUGGAAUCGGGCGAGCUGUAGUGGAGGAACUAGCAAGAUUCGGUGCAAGUGUUCAUACUUGUUCAAGGAACCAGGAAGAGCUAAAAGCAUGCUUGGAUGAUUGGAAAUCACAUGGCUUAGUGGUAUCUGGUUCGGUUUGUGAUGCUUCCGUUAAGGAUCAGAGGGAGAAGUUAAUUCAAGAAGUGUCGUCUGUAUUUAGCGGCAAGCUCAACAUCCUUAUAAACAACGUUGGAACUAAUAUCAGGAAACCAACAGUCGAGUACUCGAGUGAGGAAUACGCAAAAAUCAUGUCGACCAAUUUAGAAUCUGCUUUCCAUUUAUCCCAAAUUGCACAUCCUCUUCUAAAAGCAUCUGGGGUCGGAAGCGUUGUGUUCAUCUCCUCAGUAGCUGGUCUGUUGCAUCUUCGUAGUGGAUCUAUCUAUGGUGCAACUAAAGGAGCACUUAAUCAGCUUACAAGGAAUCUAGCUUGCGAGUGGGCAGGCGACAACAUCAGGACCAAUUGCGUGGCGCCGUGGUACAUCAAGACCUCACUUGUUGAACCGUUACUUGAGAAGAAAGAUUUUGUGGAGGCGGUAGUUUCACGGACCCCACUUGGGCGCGUUGGAGAACCAGAGGAAGUUGCGUCGCUGGUUGCUUUCCUCUGCCUUCCCGCAGCCUCUUACAUUACCGGACAGGUAAUUUCUGUUGAUGGAGGACUCACCGUCAACGGUUUCGACCACGUUAUGUAG
This is a messenger RNA of Arabis nemorensis, 789 nucleotides long. NCBI's taxonomy places the organism in Eukaryota, Viridiplantae, Streptophyta, Magnoliopsida, Brassicales, Brassicaceae. The record is from the annotation of a GenBank genome assembly.